AUGUAUCUGAUAACUGUGAUGAAAAAUCAUUCUGCUAUCACUUCCUUCAUCCUACUAGGAUUAACAGAUGACCCACGACUCCAGGUGUUUCUUUCGGUAUUCCUGUUUCUGACCUACAUUUUCACUGUUGUUGGAAAUCUAGUCAUCAUUCUCCUCACUCUGGUGGACUCUCACCUUAAAACACCCAUGUACUUUUUCCUUCGGAAUUUCUCCAUCCUAGAGAUAAUAUUUACAACUGUCUGUGUUCCUCGAUUCCUGUAUAGCAUGACAACUGGGGACAAAAGCGUGACCUAUAAUGCUUGUAUCAUCCAGUUAUUUUUUGUCAUCCUUAUUGGGGCAACAGAAUUUUUUCUCCUAACGACCAUGUCCUAUGACCGCUACGUGGCCAUCUGCAAGCCCCUGCACUACACCGCCAUCAUGAAUGGAAGGAUAUGCACCACUCUUGUCCUUGGCUGUUGGCUGAUUGGGUUAAUUGUCGUACUCCCACCUCUCAGCCUAGGAGUUCAGCUAGAUUUCUGUGACUCCAAUCUCCUUGACCAUUUUGGCUGUGAUGCAUCUCCUCUUCUAAAGAUCGUGUGCUCAGACACUCAAUACGUAGAACAACUUGUUUUAAUCAUGGCUGUGCUGACCCUCAUGGUCACACUCGUCUGUGUGAUUGUGUCCUACACCUACAUCAUCAAGUCCAUUUUAAGGCUCCCUUCAGCCCAGCAGAGACAAAAGGCUUUCUCCACCUGUUCUUCCCACAUCAUUGUGGUCUCCAUCACCUAUGGAAGUUGCAUCUUUAUCUAUAUCAAACCAGCAAAGGAAGGAGUGGCCAUUAAUAAGGCGGUGUCCCUGCUCAACACUUCGGUUAUUCCUCUGAUGAACCCUUUCAUUUAUACGCUACGGAACAAGCAAGUCAAACAAGCCUUCAGGGACUUAAUAAAAAAGAUGGCUUUUCUUUCAAAGAAUUAG
This is a messenger RNA of Phacochoerus africanus (Common warthog), 954 nucleotides long. Its product is annotated as olfactory receptor 6C2-like. Gene Ontology annotation, cellular component: membrane. NCBI's taxonomy places the organism in Eukaryota, Metazoa, Chordata, Mammalia, Artiodactyla, Suidae. The coding region runs from base 1 to 954 and encodes 317 amino acids. The record is from RefSeq and is a predicted model, not a curated record. Gene Ontology annotation, molecular function: olfactory receptor activity; G protein-coupled receptor activity. Gene Ontology annotation, biological process: G protein-coupled receptor signaling pathway. The transcript has a single exon.